AUGUUCCUGUCCUUGGUCCUUGAGCUGAGAUCUGCGAAGAUGGAUCGCUACGGCACGGCCGCGCACCAGGCCAUCGUCUCCAGCGUGACAGCCUGCAGCGAGACCUGCGGUCUCGGCGAGCGACGCCGUGAACGCAGCAUUGCACAUGAGGACCAGACCAGCGCUCAAGAUUUCACAGGUCCAACGCAACCUGGCCACACGGGCCAUGCGUCUCCCGUCCUCACCGACGUGGUGGCCGCGGCGGCGGUGGCUACGAACCAGCACAAGGAGGCCCUUGUGGCUGCGAGCGGCGAUUCGGACUCGGAGGGUGGUGGAGGAAGCCUGAAGCACAGCAACCUCAUCGGCAAGAUCCCUGCGGAGUUCAUGACGAUGGCUGGUGCUUUCCUGCUGGAGCGGGAUGCGAAGGAGCUCACGCCCACGAUGCGAUGGGGCAAGCUGGUAUUUGGCCUGGAGAACCCGCAGGACAAGCCGCACGAGAUCAAGGCCCUGUCCUUGAAGGUCUACGACCAGUGGUCCAACUGCGAGCCGGAUGUCGAAGGCGUCACACGCGACGUGCUGCGCUGCAACUCCGUGCUGAAGGAGGAGGCCAUGCGAGUCAACACCAGGCUGAUAGACGGCCGAUCCUGCAUGCAGCCCUUCAUCAUGCACCCGGACACCGCCUUCAAGGCAAUCUGGACCUGCUUUGGUGUGGGCUUCAUCUGCUGGGAUCUUCUGACAGUGCCCCUGGCACUCUUCGAGGUUGGCAGUGCCAUGCAGGCCAUGAUCGAAAUGAUGAGCUAUGCCUCCUUCGGCUUUUGGGUCAUCGACCUGCUUUUGAACUUCGUGACCGGCAUGGAGAUGCCCUACGGCUUGGAGUUCCGCCCCAAGAGGAUCGCUAUCAAUUACCUGAAGUCUUGGUUCCUGCCCGACCUGGUCAUUGUCCUGGUGGAUGUGGGCUUGAAGGUCACCGAACUGGUGGCAGCGAACUCUUCAGACUCGCUCAGCUAUGUGCGGCUGCUGCGGGUGCUGCGUUUCCUGCGAUUUAUCCGGCUGCUUCGCAUCUCGAAGGUGGCAACAGCGGCUGAGAUCUUCUACCGUCACGUCAAGUCCCCGUUGCUGUGGCUGCUCAUGAAGAUCGCGAAUGGCUUGGUGCUGAUCCUAAUGGUGAACCACUACCUUGCGAUCGCCUUCGUGGCUAUCGGGCUCGCGCACCAGGAGUCAGGGACAUCCAACUGGAUUCGGUUCUACGAGCUGACCGAAACCUCAUUCUGGGAUCAGUACCUGACGAGCCUGCACUGGUCUCUCACGCAGUUUAUGCCGGCGACCAACAACAUUGGGCCGGUUUCUGGCGACGAGCGCGUGUUUGCCAUUUUUGUGGUCAUCGUGGCCUUGGCCAUCUUCUCCUCCUUCGUCAGCUCGAUUACGACGGCUGUGACUGCUCUUAGAGCAGUGAAGGAGUCGAAGGCCAGGGCAGAAGCUCAGAUCCGACAGUUCUUUACUGAAAGGGAUCUCUCUGCCGAGCUCUUGACGCAUGUCAGGCAGUGCUACACGAAGAAGGGCACGUCCUCCUACCGACUGGUGGAGACCGACCUGCACAUGCUCCACGAUCUUCCAGAGAAGACCCGCAUGCGGCUGCACAAGGAGAUGUUCUGGAACACCCUUACGGAGAUCACUUGGAUGCCCAACAACUUGAAGAUGCAAGGGAAUCUGCUCCUGGACCUGAUUUGCCAUCUGGCUUUUCGCGAGCGCCUCUGUACUCCUCACGACGAUGUCUUCCUCCCGGACCAGGUGAGCCACGGCCUCUACAUCACGAAGUCCAAGGACAUGGUGUACCAGCCCUCUGGAAAGUCGGAGGCGGAGGACCGAGUUCAUCUCCACGCUGAGACCCGUCUCUCGGAAAUCGGCCUCUGGGCGAGGUGGACGCAUCGUGGGCAACUUACAUCUCAAGCGACGUGCCACUAUUUCGGUGUGGACGCGGCCAUCUUCGCCAAUCUCGUCUUGGAAAGGGGCGGCGACAUCUUCCGCUACUUCCAAGUUUUCGGCUUCCUCCUCGUGGCCCACGUCGAGGAGGUCGGCGACGAGUCCGGCUGGGGCGAUCUACCCGUGGAUGAGGCCAAGCUGGAAGAUCUCAUCGUCCGGGCUAAGUCCUUCAACGCGCUGUCCAAGAACGAAAAGAACGACAGCAUCACCGGCAUGUGGAUGAAUCACGAGCGAGGCAACCGCGUGACUCACCGCCACAGUCACACCUCCUCCACUGGAAUGACCACGUCCACCAAGAGCCUGGUCGCGUGA
Symbiodinium sp. CCMP2592 is the source of this 2271-nucleotide messenger RNA. Lineage: Eukaryota; Dinophyceae; Suessiales; Symbiodiniaceae. The record is from the annotation of a GenBank genome assembly.